Molecule: messenger RNA, 1455 nt
Organism: Dufourea novaeangliae
Lineage: Eukaryota; Metazoa; Arthropoda; Insecta; Hymenoptera; Halictidae
Product: neuropeptide FF receptor 2-like
Exons: 3
Coding region: 1-1455 (484 amino acids)
Biological process (GO): G protein-coupled receptor signaling pathway
Cellular component (GO): membrane
Molecular function (GO): peptide binding; neuropeptide Y receptor activity
Source: RefSeq, a predicted model, not a curated record
AUGGUCGAAACCACAUCGAUCCAACGGUUCGCGAUCAAGUUCCCCAUGCUGCAGCCACCGUCUCCUCUGUUGGAUAUGGCGUCCCUGCGUCUGCCUGACUCCGAGGAAUUCGACGUCGAUCCACGUCGUAGAAGCAACAACGGAAACGUGCCGCCCACGACAAUCGCGGCCGUGCCACCGGCCACUGGUGGAACGCUUCUCCAGAUGAGGAACGACCUCGGGACCUAUCUGAACAACUUGAUCGCGGAGGCGAUCACCGUGAAUCCCCGAACAACGAUGGAGGAGCACGGCGGGCUGUUGAACGCUAGCAAAACGGUCACGAAUCUGUCCACCGCCGCCGAGCAGAUUCCCGAUCGAUUUUACAGGCACAGCAUGGCGAUGUCCGCGGUGUAUUGUGUAGCCUAUGUGCUGGUCUUCGUGGUCGGUCUGAUCGGGAACAGUUUCGUCAUCGCGGUCGUGUACCGGUCGCCCCGUAUGAGGACUGUCACGAACUUCUUCAUCGUCAAUCUCGCGGUCGCCGAUGUCCUCGUCAUCGUGUUCUGCUUGCCUGCUACCCUGAUGAGCAACAUCUUUGUUCCAUGGUUCCUGGGAUGGUUCAUGUGCAAAGCCGUCGCUUAUAUACAGGGCGUUUCCGUGGCGGCCUCUGUCUACAGCCUUGUAGCGGUUUCAUUGGACAGGUUUCUGGCAAUCUGGUGGCCGCUAAAAUGCCAGAUCACGAAAAGGCGGGCCAGGUUGAUGAUAGUCGUGAUCUGGUUCAUCGCCCUCACGACCACAUCCCCGUGGUUGCUGUUCUUCGACCUGGUCGCCAUCUACGACGACGAUCCAGACCUGAGACUGUGCCUGGAGGUGUGGCCCCGUCCGGAAGACGGAACCCUAUUCUUUCUGAUCGGCAAUCUGACACUCUGCUACGUUCUUCCCACGAUCCUCAUCUCCCUCUGUUACAUCCUGAUUUGGAUCAAGGUCUGGCGUAGGCAUAUACCGACGGACACGAAAGACGCUCAGAUGGAGAGGAUACAGCAGAAAUCGAAAGUGAAGGUCGUCAAGAUGUUGGUCGUGGUCGUGAUACUGUUCGUCCUCUCGUGGUUGCCGCUUUACGUGAUCUUCACGGUGAUCAAGCUAGGCGGUGACGUGGCCGAGCAGGAGGACGAAAUCCUGCCGAUCGCCACGCCGAUUGCGCAAUGGCUGGGCGCUAGCAACUCGUGCAUCAAUCCGAUCCUCUAUGCGUUCUUCAACAAGAAAUACCGCCGUGGCUUCGUCGCGAUCAUGAAGAGCGGACGUUGCUGCGGCAAGAUCAGGUACUACGAGACGGUCGCCAUAAUGUCCUCAUCGACGAGCAUGAGGAAAUCCUCCUACUACGUGAACAACAACAACUCGUCGACGAGACGCGCCUGCCACGGACCGCCUGUUCACCAGGACAGCAACGUCUCUUACAUAUUCAAUCACACUGGCGUUUAA